GCAGAGGGAGGAGAGAGGAGAGAGACAUAUGGGACGCAGGACAUUCUGGCCUCACAGCCGCUUUCACGACCAUAAGCUUUCACAUUUACCUGUUUCCUGUUUGUGUCUUGCUGUUUUUAUUUAGUCUGUACUUCAAGGAGAAAUAAAAUGGCCUAUCCUGGAUACGGCGGAGCCCCUGGAAUGCAGCAGCAGGAUCCCCUCUAUGGAUACUUUUCAGCUGUUGCUGGACAGGAUGGACAGAUCUCAGCAGACGAACUGCAGCGCUGUCUCACACAAUCUGGCAUCUCCGGCUCAUACCAACCCUUCAGCCUGGAGACAUGCAGAUUGAUGAUCAACAUGCUGGAUAGGGACAUGUCCUGCUCCAUGGGCUUUAAUGAGUUCAAGGAGCUGUGGCAGGCUCUGAACGGCUGGAAGGCGACGUUUGCUUCCUUUGACCGGGACCACAGUGGGACUGUCGAGGGUCAUGAGCUGCAACAGGCCAUCGUCUCCAUGGGUUACAACCUGAGCCCUCAGGCUAUGAACUGUGUCAUGAAGCGCUACAGCAUCAAUGGCAGAAUCCCCUUUGAUGACUUUGUGAGCUGCUGUGUUAGACUCCGCGCCCUGACUGAUCAGUUCCAGAGGAGGGACACGACCCGAACUGGCAAUGCAUCAUUUCAGUAUGAUGACUUUAUCCAGGUCACCAUGAGUGUAUGAAGAGGACAAGACUGAACAGGGGGCUUGGAACAUUUUCUCAAAUUAACAUCAUUUACGUUUUGUGUAUUUUUAAUCCUUGUUGCACAAAAUACUUUUGUAACAUUCCAUUUUAGAGAGAACAUUUUUUAACUCAUGCAAACAUUUUAACAAACUAAGAUUAACCACUCAAAUGCUUCUAUACUGGCGGCUAUUAUUGCUACUCUUACAUAUAUCAGCUUUUAGAGAGUGAGCAUGUUAACCUGCAAUGCUGACAUUACUGUUUAAAAUGAAUUGGCUCCUAUUUUACUUUUAAUCACAAUAAACAUAGAUGUGGAAAAUCA
Molecule: messenger RNA, 1013 nt
Organism: Mugil cephalus (flathead mullet)
Lineage: Eukaryota; Metazoa; Chordata; Actinopteri; Mugiliformes; Mugilidae
Gene: sri
Product: sorcin
Exons: 9
Coding region: 148-693 (181 amino acids)
Molecular function (GO): calcium ion binding
Source: RefSeq, a predicted model, not a curated record